AUGGACGACUCAGCACAAGAAUUUCGCAUCAAGCGAGUCAGUCAUCAAGGGCCCGAAGCCGAAUACUGGCUGAGCCAACUUAACGAGUAUGUCCUACCAUUCUUUGGAAGAGACAUAAAGCAAAGGAGGAAAUUCCCACUACCGGACGACACUAUAUUGCUUAUAGCGGAGGAUAUAUCCCAGCCAGACAUCGAUGGCAAACACAGAGCCGUUGGCUCAGUCGCGAUCAAAAAACUUCUGCCUGGCGAUGAGCAAUCUGAAGGCCUGCCCGACGGUACACGAUAUGGCGAGAUCAAACGAAUGGUCGUGACGAAAGAGUAUCGAGGAACUGGUGUCGCGGCGAAACUCCUGGAAACUGCUGAAGAUGCCGGCAAGACGGAGCUCGGAUUGCAGUGCAUCGUUGUUGAAACGUUGCGUACUCUCAAGCCUGCGCGGAGAUUUUAUGAGAAGGCUGGCUACAAGGAGAGGAGUACUUUUGGAGUUUACCAUGAGGAAGAUAGUGUGUGCUACGAGAAGUGGGUGUGA
This is a messenger RNA of Zasmidium cellare ATCC 36951, 525 nucleotides long. RefSeq lists its product as uncharacterized. The transcript has a single exon. Bases 1 to 525 code for a protein of 174 amino acids. The record is from RefSeq and is a predicted model, not a curated record. Gene Ontology annotation, molecular function: N-acetyltransferase activity. NCBI's taxonomy places the organism in Eukaryota, Fungi, Ascomycota, Dothideomycetes, Mycosphaerellales, Mycosphaerellaceae.